This is a messenger RNA of Strongylus vulgaris, 255 nucleotides long. The record is from the annotation of a GenBank genome assembly. NCBI's taxonomy places the organism in Eukaryota, Metazoa, Nematoda, Chromadorea, Rhabditida, Strongylidae.
AUGCGACCUGCUGCCAAUACGAAAGAGUCCUCACCGUCCCAAAAGAGUUUCAAGCCAAAAUCGGACAAACAGUUUGAAGAUACGAAAGAAUCGCUCAGAGGAAAUAUAAUGGAGUUUGCGCAAGAAGCAGUGAAGAAGAGGGAAGAAUUGAAACAGCAAGAAGAAGAAGUUAGCGAUGAGGAAGUAAACGCAGAGGACGAGGAAGAGUCAGGAAGUGAGGAGAAAUCAUCCUCAUCGUCGACUACAGCUGAAUCC